This is a messenger RNA of Pediculus humanus corporis (human body louse), 1557 nucleotides long. RefSeq lists its product as uncharacterized. Gene Ontology annotation, molecular function: glutaminyl-tRNA synthase (glutamine-hydrolyzing) activity. Lineage: Eukaryota; Metazoa; Arthropoda; Insecta; Psocodea; Pediculidae. The record is from RefSeq and is a predicted model, not a curated record. The transcript has 6 exons. Gene Ontology annotation, biological process: glutaminyl-tRNAGln biosynthesis via transamidation; mitochondrial translation. The coding region runs from base 1 to 1557 and encodes 518 amino acids.
AUGUUCGGGCGUUAUAGCUUACUUGGAAACAAUUGGUCAGCUGCCAUUGGAUUAGAAAUUCAUGCUCAAUUAACAACUAAAACAAAGUUAUUCUCAUCUGCUCCACAGCAAUAUGGUGCCCCUGUAAACAGCACUGUAACUUUAUUCGAUGCUGCCAUUCCAGGAACUUUGCCUGUCCUUAAUAAAAAAGCUGUGGAAUUGGCUGUGAUUUCAGCACUAGCAUUGAAUUGCAAAGUUAACCCCAUUUCUUCUUUCGAUAGAAAACAUUAUUUUUAUUCUGAUUUACCUGCAGGUUACCAAAUCACACAGCAAAGGCAACCACUAGCAGAGAAUGGGGAAGUAAAAUUUGCAGUGUAUCAACCUGGUGUUCACAGCAAGCCUUACUACAAAAGUUCGAAAAUUAAACAAAUUCAAUUAGAGCAAGAUAGUGGAAAAUCUUUACACAAUACAAAAUUAAAUCAAAAAUAUAUUGAUUUAAAUCGAGCUGGAACUGCCCUAAUUGAAAUUGUAUUUCAGCCUGAUUUAGAAAAUGAACAAGAAGCAUGUGCUUUAAUUAAAGAAGUAUUAACAAUUUUAAAAAGAGCUCAAACAUGUUCUGGUAAAUUAGAAGAGGGUAAUUUGAGAAUUGAUGUUAAUAUUUCCAUUAGAGAUGAAAAUAAUAAUUUAGGUCCUAGAACUGAAAUUAAAAAUGUCGGUUCGAUUCACGGUGUCGUACAUGCAAUAGUACAAGAAAAAAAAAGGCAAAUAAAUAUUAUAGAAGGCGGUGGAAUUGUACAAAAUGAAACAUUUGCUUGGGACGUAGUUAAAAAUAGUUUAACUUUAAUGAGAGACAAAGAAGAAGCUAAUGAUUAUCGUUUUGUACCAGAACCAAACCUUCCUCCUUUAAGGUUAAUUAUUAACAAUAGUACAAAAGAGUUUCACAAAGAUAUUCGAAAUAAAGAAAACAUUCUCGAUUUGAAACAUGUACCAUCUAAAGUACCUGAAACUCCGCAGAAUGAUAGAUUGUAUUUGAUUGAAAAAUAUGGUUUAAGCGAUGUUUAUGCUUACAACUUGGUGGCACAAGAAAAACUUUUGGACUUUUUCAAAAAACUAUUAUCGGAAGAUUCUUCUAGAGAUCCCAAAAUCACAUAUUUAUUAUUAAUGUAUAAACUUUUGAAUGCGUUGAAAGUAAAAUCUAUGGAUUUGGAAAAUUGUUAUGUUUCGAUUGAUUACUUGGGACAAAUCAUUGACAUGUUACAAAAAAAGGUAAUAAGUAAAAUGACGGGUGAUUAUUUAAUACAAGAGAUUUUAAAUGUUGAUAAUAGUGUUAGCCCGAGCGAAUUAGUAGAAAGGGAAAAUUUAAAAAUCAUAUCGAAUCCGAAAGAAUUAAAAAAAUGUUGUUUGAAAGUUAUGGAAAGGGAAAAACCGUUGGUAGCCACUUACAAGAAAAAAAAUAAAAUCGUGUACAACGAAUUAUUGAGAAAAGUAAUUGAAUAUACGAAUAAUCGUGCUGACACAAACGUGUUGCCCCAAGUCUUGACAGAAGUUUUAAACGAUCAUUUAAACAACAGGUUAUAA